Prorocentrum cordatum is the source of this 929-nucleotide messenger RNA. Lineage: Eukaryota; Dinophyceae; Prorocentrales; Prorocentraceae. The record is from the annotation of a GenBank genome assembly.
GGUCUCUGGCCUAUGCAGGCGCUCUCGCCCUACCUCGCGCAGGCCGCGGGCUGCGCAUUCGGAUGCUGGAGCGCUGGCGGUCAGAGGUGUAUCUGCGCCUGCAACUGCGACGUGUCGGGCGGGAUCGAUUGCGACAUCGUCGCGGUCCUUCAACGUCAGCUUGACUGCAGUGGGCCAGACCAGCUGGCGGCACCCGCCCCGGCGCCGUGCGUCUGCUCCUCGGCGCCUGCCUGGACGAGCGCCCUGGCGGGCUUCACCUUCGGAGUCGUCUUCGGAAUCAUCGGCUGCCUGGCAUGCUACUGCGCCGUGAUGUCAACGCGGCUGCUCUACGCUCGCGUGCGGGCGGACGGGUGGUCGCGGGUGGUCCUGACUCCGACUCUGGAUCAGCAGCAUGAGGAGGAUUUCUACCAUGCCGUGGAGAUCCAGGCUUGCGGUCCCCAGGGCGGCGCGCCCGUCAAGUUGUGUGGCAAGAACCUCUUCAAGCUCGGCCACCGGAGCAACUCUCAGUAUGCGGUCUUCUUGGAGUCAGGGGCCCUGGCGCCCCGCCUGGAGCUGCUGGACGUGCGCUUGCUAGGCAAGACGUUGGACUCCGACUUCAGGCGCGUGACGUUCGCCAAGCGCGCGCUGAUGCUGACGGAGGCAAUCGACGCCAACUGGCACCAGGCGCCCGCCACCACAUUGUGGGUGUUGCGGACUCACGUGGAGACCGCGGUGGCUCGGGGCGGCAUCAACGUGGCGGCGCUGGAAGCUUUCGAGACAGUCUGGAGGCGCUUCCAGCUUUGGGUGGAGUUCUACGCGGAGGCGCUGCGCAUCGCCGAGGCGGGGGGCCACGGGGGCGACCUGGACGAGAGAGGGCUCUUCUUGGGCAACCACCGCAGCAAGGGCCUGGCCAUCGCCAUCCCCCGCCUCGAGCAGUGCGUGGCGCCCAG